AUGAAUUGUGUUUCUACACCAAAAUUCUCACUCCUAAUCAAUGGCUCCAUGAAGGGUUUCUUUGAAUCCAAAAGAGGUCUUUGCCAAGGAGAUCUAAUAUCACCCUUGCUCUUUGUACUUGUGAUGGAAUACUUAAGUAGAAUCAUGGAGAAAAUUAGUGAAAAGGAGGAAUUCUACUUUCAUGAUAGAUGUAGUGCUUUGAAGCUUAAUCAUCUAAGCUUUGCAGAUGAUAUCAUAUUAUUCUGCAAAGGCAAUUUUAAGAGCAUCUAUUUAAUCCUACAAGGAUUGAAACUCUUUUCAAAUACAUAUUGUUUGGAGCCAAAUGUUCACAAAUUAGCCCUAUACUGCUCGGGUAUGGAUGAAGCCGAAAUUAAACGAGUACUAGAUGUUUCAGGUUUUCAGCAGGCAUUAUACUCUAGUCAGAUAAUUGGGCUUGCCAAUUUGCACUCAAAGUAUAUCCUCCACAGAAUGCAAUUUACUGGUGCAAAAUGA
Messenger RNA from Cannabis sativa, 492 nucleotides. RefSeq lists its product as uncharacterized. Bases 1 to 492 code for a protein of 163 amino acids. The record is from RefSeq and is a predicted model, not a curated record. The transcript has a single exon. NCBI's taxonomy places the organism in Eukaryota, Viridiplantae, Streptophyta, Magnoliopsida, Rosales, Cannabaceae.